CGCGGCCGGGGGAAGGCGGCUCCCGCCGGGCCCAGCGCGGCGGCGGAUGGCGGGGGGCCGCGCCCGGCGGGGGCCGGCGGGGGCGCCCGCUGAGCGGCGGCGGCGGCGGCGGCGAUGCCGAGGGGCCCGGCUCGGCGGGGCGCGCCCGCGGGGCCAUGAGGGCGGGCUCCGGCCAUGGCCCAUGGCAGCGCGGCGGUCAUGCUGAAGUGCGUGGUGGUGGGGGACGGCGCCGUGGGCAAGACGUGCCUGCUGAUGAGCUACGCCAACGACGCCUUCCCCGAGGAGUACGUGCCCACCGUCUUCGACCACUACGCAGUCAGCGUUACCGUCGGGGGCAAGCAGUACCUGCUGGGGCUGUACGACACCGCCGGCCAGGAAGACUAUGAUCGUCUGAGACCUUUAUCUUACCCUAUGACCGAUGUCUUCCUUAUCUGCUUCUCAGUGGUAAACCCUGCUUCAUUUCAAAAUGUGAAGGAAGAGUGGGUACCGGAGUUGAAGGAAUAUGCACCUAAUGUUCCCUUUUUACUAGUAGGAACACAGAUUGAUCUCCGUGAUGACCCAAAAACUCUGGCAAGACUGAAUGAUAUGAAAGAGAAGCCCGUAUCUGUGGAGCAAGGACAGAAGUUAGCAAAAGAGAUAGGAGCCUACUGUUACGUGGAGUGUUCAGCUUUAACACAGAAAGGACUGAAGACUGUUUUUGAUGAAGCUAUUAUAGCCAUUCUAACUCCAAAGAAACACACAGUGAAGAAGAGAAUAGGCUCAAGAUGCAUAAACUGCUGUUUGAUCACGUGAGAGACAUUUAACAAUGGCCAGGCUUACUGUGAAAUUCUACUGAUUUUAAAUACAAUACAUUAAGUACAUAGUGAAUUUGUUCCAGGUUUGAAAGUUAAACCUACGUUUCUGCCUUCUACAACCAGUGAAAUCCAGAGGAAUAAAAUCAAACUCAACGAACUUGUAAUAAGAAGCCACCACAUCUGUUACAAAUAUUUUAUUCAGACUGGAAGGUACAAUCUCUCAGGGUUACACAGUCUAGAGGAAGCAAAAACUGCACCAUGCUGAAAUGGCAUCUAUGUGAUUUUACUGAGUGGAGAUGCUUGGCCUGAAAUACUCUAACUGAAUUUGGACAGUCUUCUGCUUUGACUCUAUAUAUAUAUAUAUAUAUAUAUAUCUCUUUAAAACCCCCAACUUUUGCACAGUCUGUAUGGAAUCUGCACAAAGAAAUACCUUGUCUCUUUUUGUUCCGGUUAUCUGCUUUUGUAUGUAAGCUGCUUCCGGUUCCAGUGUAUCCACAGAGGUGCAAUAAUCAGACCAGCCAUAUAGCCAAAGGUAGCUCCGAGGGAACAGGAAAUGGGCCAUACCUGAGGGGAGAACACCAGGCAGAAGCAGACAAUGAGGAAAAUGUCUGUGGUUUUUUGUACUUCAUGAGCACAAAGUCUAGGUACUGAAAGACAGUAGUCUUAUUCUACUUUAAAGCUUGAUGUGCUUUCCUAAAAAUGCCAAAAGCAUAACAAUCGUCUUCAUGAAUACUAAAUGCUGUUGUACAGUUUUUAAUUAAUAUGCAUUAAAAUGUAAGCAGGCUUCUGGCUAUUGCAGACUUUAGCUUGAUAGUCCAAAAACUAUGUGGAAAAUAACACCUCUUAGAAGUGUCUGUAUCUCGGAAGCAUUCAGCUGACCUGACUUCCUACUCUGCUGUACACAUUUGGAUACCUACAGAUUUUUCAGCAACUUCUCCUUUCAAUCUCUCAUGGUGUUUUGAAGCUUUCAGGUGUGUAUAGAGGAAUUAGUAUUCAAAUAAGGCCAGAGACUGAGAUAGAGGUUUGUUGGCUUUUUUUCUUGAAAAGUAUGUGAAAGGAUAAAUUUCCCUCUGGCUAGCAGUAGGGAGGGAACACAAAUUUGGAAGCUGACUGAACAUCUUGCACCCAGAUCAUCAAACUUGUAGUAAGCCAGUAAUGUCAAAGAGAGCUUUAAUUGUAUGCUCUAUUUUCAACUAUAAGAAAAGGAAGCCAACUCAAUAGAUCUGACUUAACUUUAACAAACCAUCUUGUACUGACCCAGAGUAGUAAUAGAAUUCUUCCCUGCUCUUUUUUUUUUUUUUUUAAAUUAUAAUUGGUAUUGAUUUGCAGGGAGGAAUGGCCAAACCAAGACUUAACCAGUUUGUCAUCAGAUGUAGCUUAUAGUACCAGUCCACUACAUACUGCAUUUGAUGAAAGUCUCAACUAAGGCGGUAAUUAAUUAAUUAAUUAAUUUUAGAAUAAACAGAAUUCCCAGGCCUCUUUAAAAUUUUCCUUUGCUUUUUUUUUUUUUUUUUUGCAAGGACAGGUUUGCAGUUCCUGCUCUACAGUGCAUAUUCCUAAAGCAAGUAUGGACUGGACUCUCCUUUUGUUUUUUAAAUUAAGGGGGUAUUUCCCCCCUCCCCAUAGUGCUUGAGACUGAGAAAUGCACUAGACAAUAGAGGAAGUAUCCCAAUCUCCAGCCUUCUUUUCUACUUCACUUUGACUUGCAAUUCAUGAAUAUCAAGUGAACUUGCUCUUAAUGGUACUGGUUCUUCCUUUCAUUCAUUUUCCUAGCUCUGAUUCUUCUCUUUACUUCAUUAUCACUUAAAAGAAUAUAUUUAUUCACAUCCUUUGAUCAUGGGAAUUUUAACUACAAAAAAGAGUAAUGUAUUUUGUCCUCUGCUCUUUCAUCUUCAAUCUCUUCAGUUGUUUCAUCUUCACAUUCCUUAGCAUUUACAGCUUUUAUAUGUUAUUUGGAGGUCUUAAGGAGUGUAGCAAAGAUGAUUACUAAACAAGGUGCCUUAGGUACUCUUUAUUGACCUUGUUUCAUUCUUUCACUUUCAUACAUUCUGUCUCUGCUGCUUUUGUUGCUGAGUAUUUCCGCAGUUGCCUCUCAAGCCAAAGAUUUGCUUGUUUUCAUUCAUUUACUGUGUACAGUAGAUCAUCUAUAAAAAGCCUUGAGAGGCUUUGGCAUGGUAAGUACUACAUGCAUUUGAAACUCACAUAAGUUUGUGGCCUUGGCUAAACUUACACUUCAGGUGGAUCUUUUCAACUUUUAAACAAAAUGUAAUUAUUUCUAGCAUUUUGCAUAUUACACUUGUCUAAAGGACAAAACAAUAAAAAAAGUCCUUGAAACCCUUCUGCUCACUCAGUAAUGUUCAGAUGGAACACAAGUCAUACUUUUUUAUCCACUGAUGAAGUCAAAUACCACUCCAAUAUCCACAAAACUAUGGACAAAGGCUUCUUAACUCGGUGGUGCUUUUACAUCAGAUUUGCUGAGUGAUCAAUGAUCAAUCCUUCAUUAAAUUUUUACCUACAUUAGGUGAAUUUGUAGUUGCCUAUUUGCUUUCCAGAACUACAGGUAGAUGAUGGACUCUGAAUUGAUCAUAUUCCCCUAACUAGAGAGCGAAUAUCCCUGAUGACCCAAUGACCCUGUAUAUUGUGCUAUUUUGUGUAUAGUGGGUGACUAUUGGUAUGAUUAAAAAGAUAUCUGAU
Camarhynchus parvulus is the source of this 3488-nucleotide messenger RNA. It is a transcript of the gene RHOQ, whose product is annotated as ras homolog family member Q. Gene Ontology annotation, biological process: small GTPase-mediated signal transduction; cortical actin cytoskeleton organization. Lineage: Eukaryota; Metazoa; Chordata; Aves; Passeriformes; Thraupidae. The record is from RefSeq and is a predicted model, not a curated record. Gene Ontology annotation, molecular function: GTP binding; GTPase activity. The transcript has 5 exons. The coding region runs from base 175 to 792 and encodes 205 amino acids.